CUUCAAUGGAUUUGCUUGACCUUGCCAGUCGAGUUGAAUAGUGGGCGCAAGGUAUUAAAGUGGGUCUCUUUCGUCGUUGGUUCCUCCUAAGGUGCUCAACACUGCAUUCAAGCCAAAGGUUUUUUUAUCGAUUAAGCUAUUCUGAGAUUAUAGUCAGAAGCCUUUCGCUCGUGCCUGGAAAUCUCGAGUAAAACCUAGAAUAUCCACUAUCGUAUAACACCAAAAGAGGGUAGAGACUUGGAAAUCGCACAUCAAGCAUUGGGCAGUGAUGGCCAAACUCUUACAAGAUGAUCCCGCGACUGAUGUCGAGAAAAAUCCAAGUCAACAUGAAGUGGCCGCGCAACUACUUCAACCAGGUCAGAUCAAAUCGGAUUUGGCCCUUCCAUACCAAACUCAGGCCUCAAUCGAGAGUGACCUGAGCCAGAACAAGAAACCUUGGCAAAUAGUGACAUUGGGGAUUUGUUGAGUGAUGGCUGCCAAUUGUAUUACUGUGGCAAACAACUAUGCUGUGACAAUAUUCACCAUCGAAUCGGUGGAGUUCCUGUUCAUCCGAACCCCGUUACAAAUGUUGAUUUGCGGUGGGAUUGCCGGAAUGUUGGGCAAUCGUUUCGUGCCUUCCUCAUGCAUGGGCAAGAUUCUUGUGGCCUCGGUCAGUUUUGCAUGGGCCUUUGCCAUUUUCUUUGCCGUGACUGCGGUCCGACUUUUACCCGUGGGCGAAUUCGUGGUAUUGGUCUACACAAGUCCAAUUAUGACCGUGAUUUGCUCGGCGAUUCUACUGAAAACAAAGCCAAGUAUCUUGAAGGCUCUCCUUUUGAUCGUGCUAUUGGUUGGGACAAUCCUGGUGGUUCAACCCCCGAUCUUGUUCCAAAAAGAACACUCAGAACCAAGUGGAACGAAGACUCCUAAUGUAAAAAACCAGACCCUGUCUACUAAUGAGUACAAAGAACUCGUGGCCAAGCUCUCGAUUCUGGAGGAUGAUGAAACGGUUGGACAUCUACAAGAGAUCUACCCUCACUAUUGGAUGGGCGUGAUCAUGAGUUUGGGUUGUUCUUUUUGCGUUGGAAUUGGUCACGUUCUGGUCGCCAAGAAUGAAGAAGUGACUGUUCUCGUUCUCAACUUUUAUGUGGGACUCUUCUCAGGCAUCAUAGCCCUAAUUUGUUCAUUCAGUCAUAUGGAGAAUCGCAUAUUCACCGAAAUUUCGGCAAUCUCAACCGACCAAUGGAUCGUGAUGGUGGUAUUCAGUAUUUUGGUCCUGGCCUCAAUGCAACUCAUAUUCUUGGCCAAUAAGUUGGCCACACCCACUCUCACGGCCAUGUUUCGGAGCAUGGAGAUCGUGAUCACCUUGAUCAUGGAUGUGGUCUUAUUCAAUGAUGUUCCAGGAUGGCUGUCCUUGCUUGGAACGUGUCUAGUUUUGACAAGUGUGCUCAUGAUGCCUUUUCUGGAUCAUGUCAUAGCUCAACUCUCGAUUAAAAUCAGAUCCUGGACGAGAAGAUCCAGUGUUCCUGUCAAAUUGUCAGAGUCAGACGACAAUCCAUUCUAGAUGUGUUUUUUCAAUCGAAAAGGCUCUCCGCAAGGCAACCAACCUUGCGCCCCAUCAGAUCAUUCACAACCCUGAAUUGUCAGAAGAAAGUGAUUCAGUUGACUAAAACCUGAUUUCAUGUGUACAUUUUGUACUCUAAGAUGAUGAACCAGCAACGCACGAAUGUAAACAAAAUGAAUGAAUGAAAUGCCAUUGUCUAUGAAAAUGAAAAACAUCAUGGAAGCAAAAUGCGAUCCUCGGACAUUUACUCGCGUUUUUU
Tigriopus californicus is the source of this 1799-nucleotide messenger RNA. RefSeq lists its product as uncharacterized. NCBI's taxonomy places the organism in Eukaryota, Metazoa, Arthropoda, Copepoda, Harpacticoida, Harpacticidae. The record is from RefSeq and is a predicted model, not a curated record. Gene Ontology annotation, cellular component: membrane. The coding region runs from base 470 to 1540 and encodes 356 amino acids. The transcript is spliced from 2 exons.